Messenger RNA from Marmota monax (woodchuck), 9674 nucleotides. RefSeq names its product IKAROS family zinc finger 2 (gene Ikzf2). The record is from RefSeq and is a predicted model, not a curated record. Lineage: Eukaryota; Metazoa; Chordata; Mammalia; Rodentia; Sciuridae. Gene Ontology annotation, biological process: regulation of transcription by RNA polymerase II. The coding region runs from base 539 to 2119 and encodes 526 amino acids. The transcript has 9 exons. Gene Ontology annotation, molecular function: RNA polymerase II cis-regulatory region sequence-specific DNA binding; DNA-binding transcription factor activity.
UUUUAUUUGUCUUCUGAUUCAUAGAUUAUAUAUGAAUUUGUGUAUGAUUUGCAAAGGGGGGAGUGUUUUCAAAGUUAAGUGUAAUUAUAUAGCAUCUCGUUUUGCACUGUGAUCAAAUGACUUGUUGCUGUUAACCAGUGAUAAUAAUAAUAUAGGUGUUUUUCUCUGGGAGGGAUGGAUUGUGGUUAUGAUUAGGGUAAUGAUUUCUGUUAAGGACGCUCAGGAAAUCGGGUUGAAGAUGAUGUCCUCUGCCUUAAUUUAUCUUCCCCUCCUUGUAAUCUGUUUCUGGGAUGUUAAUCGAUUAAUCAGUUCUCAUCUCUAUAGCUGUCACAGAUUUGGACUUGUUUUGCUUUGUUUUAACUUGAAUUCUAAGAAGAAAGAUUGGAUAGACUGGAAUAAAUUGCAGCUGUCCAGAUAAGCCCGACAUUGUCACCUCCUCUUUGAGGGGUUAGAAGAAGCUGAGAUCUCCCGACAGAGCUGGAAAUGGUGAUGAAUCUUUUUUAAUCAAAGGACAAUUUCUUUUCAUUGCACUUUGACUAUGGAAACAGAGGCUAUUGAUGGCUAUAUAACGUGUGACAAUGAGCUUUCACCUGAAAGGGAGCACUCCAAUAUGGCAAUUGACCUCACCUCAAGCACACCCAAUGGACAGCAUGCCUCACCAAGUCACAUGACAAGCACAAAUUCAGUAAAGCUAGAAAUGCAGAGUGAUGAAGAAUGUGACAGGAAACCCCUGAGCCGUGAAGAUGAGAUCAGGGGCCAUGAUGAGGGUAGCAGCCUAGAAGAACCCCUAAUUGAGAGCAGUGAGGUGGCUGACAACAGGAAAGUCCAGGAGCUUCAAGGCGAGGGAGGAAUCCGGCUUCCGAAUGGUAAACUGAAAUGUGACGUCUGUGGCAUGGUUUGCAUUGGGCCCAAUGUGCUUAUGGUACAUAAAAGGAGUCACACUGGUGAACGUCCCUUCCACUGUAACCAGUGUGGAGCUUCUUUUACUCAGAAGGGCAACCUUCUGAGACACAUAAAGUUACACUCUGGAGAGAAGCCGUUCAAAUGUCCUUUCUGUAGCUACGCUUGUAGAAGAAGGGACGCCCUCACAGGACACCUCAGGACCCACUCUGUGGGUAAACCUCACAAGUGCAACUACUGUGGACGAAGCUACAAGCAGCGCAGUUCACUGGAGGAGCACAAGGAACGCUGCCACAACUAUCUCCAGAAUGUCAGCAUGGAGGCUGCUGGGCAGGUCAUGAGUCACCAUGUACCUCCUAUGGAAGAUUGUAAGGAUCAAGAGCCUAUUAUGGACAACAAUAUUUCUCUGGUGCCUUUUGAGAGACCUGCUGUCAUAGAGAAGCUCACGGGGAAUAUGGGAAAACGUAAAAGCUCCACUCCACAAAAGUUUGUGGGGGAAAAGCUCAUGCGAUUCAGCUACCCAGAUAUUCAUUUUGAUAUGAACUUAACAUAUGAGAAGGAGGCUGAGCUGAUGCAGUCUCACAUGAUGGACCAAGCCAUCAACAAUGCAAUCACCUACCUUGGAGCUGAGGCCCUUCACCCUCUGAUGCCGCACCCGCCAAGCACAAUCGCUGAGGUGGCCCCAGUUAUAAGCUCAGCUUAUUCUCAGGUCUAUCAUCCAAACAGGAUAGAAAGACCCAUUAGCAGGGAAACCUCUGAUAGUCAUGAAAACAACAUGGAUGGCCCUAUCUCUCUCAUCAGACCAAAGAGUCGACCCCAGGAAAGAGAGGCCUCUCCCAGCAAUAGCUGCCUGGAUUCAACUGACUCAGAAAGCAGCCAUGAUGACCACCAGUCCUACCAAGGAAACCCUGCCUUAAAUCCCAAGAGGAAACAAAGCCCAGCUUACAUGAAGGAGGAUGUCAAGGCUUUGGAUACCACCAAAGCUCCCAAGGGCUCACUGAAGGACAUCUAUAAGGUUUUUAAUGGAGAAGGAGAACAGAUAAGGGCCUUCAAGUGUGAGCACUGCCGAGUCCUUUUCCUAGACCAUGUCAUGUAUACUAUUCACAUGGGCUGCCAUGGCUACCGGGACCCACUGGAAUGCAACAUCUGUGGCUAUCGAAGCCAGGACCGUUACGAGUUUUCAUCACACAUUGUUCGAGGGGAGCACACAUUCCACUAGGCCUUUUCAUUCCAAAAGGGACCCCUAUGAAGUAAAGGACUGCACAUGAAGAAAUACUGCACUUACAAUCCCACCUUCCCUCAGAUGUUGGCAUACCGUUUUUUAAAAAAUAUUAUUACUGUCAAUAAUUCUUAUUUUGUGGACGCAGUGUCAUUUGCUCUGCCUAAUUACAAUGAGGAAGAAGCAGAAGAGAGAAGGGACGGGGAAUAUUGUUUCCUGAUAACUUGGCUUGUUUAUUUUAUGGGAACUUAAAGCAGUUCAUAUCUGCCACAUAUAGAUAUAAGGCAUACCGUGCUUUGAAAAAAUCACUUGAUUCAUAUAGAUUCACCUAAGAUAUUCUAAUUUGCCACUGAUGUUCAGGAUUAUGAUGGAAGGCAGGAAAUUUUAGGGUUUUCUGGGUAGGACUUCAGCGAUUUCAAAUGGUAUAAGUAAUUUUACUCUUCAAAGAAGAACUUGUUUCAAAAUGUAAACUGGUUUUUUGUUCUUUAGAGAUUAUGGAAUACAAACACAUUGUUAUUUUCAGUGAUAACUCCUAGGAUGAGUUCAGUCGUCAUGGGUUCUAUGUUUACUUCCCCUACGGAAUUUAUAAUUCAGUAUGUUUUACACUGUACCAUAUAGCAAAACUUUUAAACUACAGGUAGUUAAGGACCACUGUAAUACAUCUGAGGUCCUUUGAUCUUAUUUUUCUAAACUUAAGCACUGUUUUUCCAUAGUUUUGAUGACUGGCAUUUUAUAGACACCCUGGCAGCCUUACUUUUAACACCUUUAAUAGUAUUUUUAUGUAGUUUUCAGAAUAACAUAUGGUCUACAAGAGGGGAUAAGAGGCAGUCAGUAAUUUCCAGGUGGGACUCCACUUUUCAUAAAUUUGGGAUUUUUUUUGAAAGUUGUGAUGGCGGCAUAGUAUGUGUAUUUGUUUCUAAAAGUAUGCUUACAGUUGUCACUUUAUCAGCAUUUAAUCAGUGUUAACCAGUCAGCAGAAAAAUAUAAUUAGGCUAACAGUAGGGGGAAAACCCACUAGAAAUCCCUUUUCUGGUAUUUCUCUCUUCACUGGUUCUUUCAAGCUGUGACCACUCAGUGUUGUGUCCAUAGUUCAUUCCUCUUUUACUCUUGGAGUAGAAGGUCCUAAAACUUGUGCUAUAUAGGCUACUUCAUUCAAAAUCUUGAAGCAAUUGCUUAUUUGACCUGAAUGUGGUAACUUGAACCUUACAAGGUUAUUGAACUAGGGCUAUUCUAGUAUUUCUUCAGUAACAAUAUUCACUACUUUUGCUGCAGAGAAAAGGGAACUUCUUUGUAAUCUGUUCACUGGGCUACACAUCAAAGAAGCAACAAAAUUUGCUCUUAUCCUUCUUAUAGUAUAGAAUAUGACAGAACCUUCGAGCAAAAGUGCUGCACACUUUUCUGUGUUUUUUUUUUAAAGACAUUCAUCCCUGUAAAUCCCUUAGUACAGAAUUUUCCAUCUUUUAAUUUAUACAGAACAUAUGUUGCCAUAUUUCAUGUGCAGAUUUUAAUUUCAUUUAUGUGGGUGUUCUUUUUUGUUGUUGUUUUUUCUUUCCAUUCAACAGCAUUAGAGGGGAGGAACCAAGUGAUGCUGAUUCUCAAGUCAUUUGAGGGGAAACAGGGGAAGGUAGAACUUGCUGCUUGUGUUUGGGGAAAACAGGCCUGACCAUGACUGGAUUAUUUGAUAAACAUUUGUGAAUAUUGAACUUUCUAUUAAGCAGUAACUAAUUGCUGCUCUAAAAGAUCAUAAAAUAGAAUGCAACAGUGUGGUGUGAGAAGUAUCAAGACUAGAAAACUGUAGUCAGAUUAGCAAAUCUGGCCCCAGUGCUGCUGUUAAUUCAUUUUCUAGUUUACCGUUUGCUUAUUUAAGCAACGUCUAAGCACUAACACAUAACUGGGUAAAAUUAGUUAUAAUUUGGCUCUCUCUUUUACUAAGUCCUAUCAUAAUUAUUUUUGGAGAAAUGUCCAAACUGUUCCUUUAAAUCUGAGAAAUGCACCAAAACAGAGAUGUAUAGAAUGCCAACUGUUUUUUUUUUUUUUUUCCUGCAUGCCUUGGUACAUUGUGAACAUUAUUCAAAGAUAAAGCAUGUCUUUGAGGCUUUCUCACCCCCACCUAUCCUAACUCCUUCCAAAUCAUAAUUGAAAUGACAUUUCUAUUUUCCUUUUAGAUGAGGUUAAAAUAAUUUUAAGGCUCAUGAUUUUGUGUUUUACUGUAAUUUAGGGAAACAUUUGGAUGCCAGUCAGUAUGUUCACAAUUUUGCCUGUGUAUGAAUUUCUGCUGGCAUCAUUUAUGAAUUUUAUUUCUUUUUUUUUCACUUGAAUAAUCACUUACCUACCUGCCCUGGGAUGAAACUGAAUUUAGGUGGACCUAAAGAAUUGUAUAGUUCCCCUGUGAAGACAGUACUAAUGCACUCUCUUUUUCUGAUUUCAUUUUUAUGAGAAACUAUUUACUGAAAGGAGCUAAUACUUGUGAAUGUAUAUUUGCUGCAAAUGUAUACUUGCAUUUUCUUAGCUUCAUGAUAUGAGGAACAGAAAGAGAUGAUGGAUCAAGGUGUGUCUGGGACAAAUGAGGACAAGGUCAAUUCACAUUUGUAGGUUAGAAAGAAUUUUUGUGAACACAGUGCUUUCUGAGAAACACUGGAUGGCUAUAUUUGCAUGCCCCUUCAUCAAAAAGGGAAAUAUGCAACGUGGUAGCACCUAAAAAUAAAUACGAGGGUCAGACACAAAAUAAAUCAAAGGUUUUACAUAACAGUUGUAUGCCCAAUUUAUUUAGGUGAGAUUUCACAGUGCAGAAAGUAUUUGAGGGGCAUGAAAAUGGGUUAUCCUCUGUAUUUUCCAAUCUGGCAAAAAUCCAGAAAUUCAUCACAUCUCUUUGCCCUAAUUUUGCCCAGAUUUUUUUUCAUCUCCAGCUCUUUUUGGAAAAGAUUGCUGCCUCUUUGGAAUAGUGAUAGUCUCUUUUAAAAAGCCAUAGUAGGCUUUUUAAAACAAUGAAAGUGGCUAGUAGGCGGAUAGAAAGAGAUUUGAAGAUGUUGAAACAUUCCGUUAAGAAUUUUCUGGAGGGACAAAAUAGAAGAAUGAGAGCCUAGAAUUCGGAUUGGGGACAAAGUAGGAAGUUUCUGUCUUACAUACAUACAGGCAGUUGUAUGAAUCAGUGCAUGUGCUGUGCGUGUGUAUCACACACAUUCUUUAAAAGGAAAGUCAAGAAGCAAAAAGUUAUUAGAUGUUACAAGAACAUAGAGAUUUAAAAUUAUAGUUAAUACCUGAUUGUAUUAAAAAAAUAAUAAGAUGUUACUAGUGUGUCUUUAGGACUAGUGGCAAUUAUUAAACUUAAAUCUUUGGGUCUUUAUGAUCUACUUCCAGAACAAAGUGAAACAAUGAAAAAAAUUUAAGAUGAUUGAUAAAAAUUUAAAGAAACAUAAAUUCAUUUUUGAAAAGGAAGAAAAUAUAGAAAAAAUAGUAACUUUUACUUGUUGGUAAAUAGACAAAGAGAAGAAUAUUUUCAUGAGCUUUUAAAAAUUUAUUGUUUUUGUGUUUCAGUUAUACAACUCCCAAACCAUGAAGUGUUUAGAUUUUAUAGAUGUUUAUCAAAAUUUACACCAGAGAAGUCAUCCAGAUGAAAAAUUAUGUUUUAAAUAUUUUCCAAAUCUUAUUUCAUCCUAUCUCCAAAUGGUUUGUUGGGGUAGAAAAAGAACAUAAGAGGCUGCAGAAAUAUAAAUAAAAAACUAUAUGCCCCUAAUUUUUAACAGACAGAAUUUAAACUAUAAGAGAGGUGCUACCUACAUUUUUUAAAAACUUUGGAUUGUUCAUUUUGUUUUUUAAAAAAGUUACAUUUGUGGUCCUCUUCAGUUAAUUUUAUAUAUUAUUUUAGUAAGUACUCUCUGUUUGAUUGUUCUAUAGCAGAAAAUUCUCCAAAUGCAAAAGAAAAAAAAAAGUGGGAGUGAAAUUGAAGUUUGUACAUACAAAAGUUAUUUUAGAAAUAUUUUUAAUUCUCCAGUUUCUGCAAAAUAAUUAAAAUAUACAGUAACUGGUCUCUGAAAAUCCUGAAUUUAAUGUAUUAAAUACUUAUAAACAUUUUUAUAUUGGUGCCUUUUUAAAAUGCAUUGAGAGUGUUGGUUAGCUAUUUUAGCCCUACAACACUUUUAUUGUGUAUUUUUUAAAAUUACUAAUUGAAUACUGUAUAAUUCAUCUUUAUGUUCUUAGGGAAAACUGCUAAAGCAAUUUUCAAUACAGAAACUUUCAGCUUAGCUGCUAAAAGCAAAUGGAAACUUUGAAACCAAAUUUUAGUUUUUUUAGUUUGAUAGUAUUUUUUAAUCCCAUCCCAAUAUUAUAUAGGUAAAAUAGAAGGUGGGGUGAAAUUUUAGCUGUGAAUUCAUUUAUGGUAUGUGCUUUUGUUUUGUUUUUAAGAGAGAAUAAGUUCUGUAUCACACAAGGAUUUAUUAGUAGAAUUUUGAGUCCAAAAAAAUGCAGUGUUGUUUUUAAUUUUUAUCCCCAGACUAGUGUUAUUCUAGUCUUGGAACCUCUCUAUCUUCUAAUCUGUUAAUGUUUUAUGGAAUAAUGUAAAAAAGCAGAUAAUUAAUUCUCCUUGAAUGAAGCAAAACUGAACAGUUAAAUCACAUUGCUAUCCUCCAAAGCCUAAUCUCAAAUGGUUUCAGACCAUGGUUGUGUAUUACCUGCAGUGGAUGUGUUAGGAUAUGACAGCUUUUUAAAUAUGAGCUGCUGGUUAUGUAAAGCAAAUGUCAUAUGACCAAGAAGCUGUGAUAUGCUAGUGUUUCUUUUUAUCAUAGUGUAUUGCUAGGCCAAAUAAUGACACCUUGAAUAUUUUUACAUUUAUUGCAGAAACCUAAAAUUUUGGAAUUUCCAUAAGGUUUCCUAUAACAUUCUCUUUGUAGCUUUUUAGUUUUAUCUUGCUGUACUGUAAGUUUGUGGAUAUUUUUCACAUGCACUCUCAGAAAUAAGUUCUGUUCAUGGGAUUUUUCCCCCAUAUCAUCAUAUUUGUAUAUUUUCUGUAUAAAUUUGUUAUUAAUUAACCUUUAUUCCAUACAGAAUGGUACAAUCAUAACUAGUUUUCUAAGAUGUCCUUUUUAUUGUGAAUAAAACAUAAAAUUUAGAGGCCCUCUGCUACACCACAUAAAGUGUAGCAUGUAACUUCAUAUAGGUACAAAUAAGCCAGUUUGCAGCAAAUUGGGCCUUUAGAUUACCUCACAUGACAUACAGAAAGAAGUGCUUCUUGAACAGGUGGAGGUCACUGAAUCCCCUACUAUGCACUUACUAGGAUUUCACUUAAUUUAAUUUACUGGAAAUGGAUUAAAAAAAAAUACACUGUAAAAAGAGAAGGACUCGAUUUUAUUUUUUUGUUGUAGAUUUCUUUUGUUCUUUUUUUAAAAAAAAUAGUUCAAAUUCUGCAACUAUGAUUAAAAAAAGAAGAAGAAAAGAAAAAAGAAUUGUCUGUCCAGCACUCUUUGAUUUUGAACAUAAAUCACUUUCCCUUUUUGUGACUAAAUUCUCUUCUUAAAUUCUUUACACUCUCCCCACCUCUCUCUCCUCUCUGUGCAUCUUCCAUCACUGUGUCUGGAUGCCUUUGCCUGGCUUUCCUCCUACUGGUUAGAAGAUUAGGUCAACUCUUACUUCAAAUUCAUUGUUCCCUUCAGUCUUAAUUUUUUGUUUGUGAUUUUUUGUUGGCUGUAUAAUCUGCUGACAUAUUUUUAUACUCAAGUGUAGUUUUAUAUUAAAAAGAAAAGUGGUUGGAUUGAAAAAGUAAGCUAUAUAACCUUUGUGUUACUUUCACUUUCAAAUAUUGGGUACCUAAAAUAUGACUCCAGAGAUUAUGUAAUCCAACUAUGGUGCAUCUGCCUUCCUUUUUAUCAGAUUUUACCUUUUGAUUUGGCUUUCCUCUGAAAAUGUAAAUCAUGAGAGAUUGAACAAUUUUUUGCAAGUAUUUAGAAAGAUGUUAAAAAUGUAGAGAAAAGAGUCUUAAAUUUUCUCCCACUUUGGGAGAAGAAUGCUUUAACAUUACUAUAAUAAUAUUCCAGAUGUGGGGGGGUGGGGUCCUCAGGCCCCAUGUUUGUUCUUAACAGUUGGACCUUUUAGACCAUGUGUUAUUUGCAAUCCUAGAAUGGUUUUAAAAGAUUCUCUACUUUCCUUCUGUACAAGUGCAAUACUCCUCUUGAAGUCUUAAAAACUAUGGUGAUUUUUUUUUUCUUUUCAGAACUGUUCUAUCUUUAGCUAAUGAUAAAAAGAAACCUGUGGAAAUCUUAGUAUGUUAAGGGACACAACAGGCAAAGAAAAAAACACUCCACUAUCAAAAGGUUAGAUAACAUAGAAAUCCCUGGUCUGGUCACGUGUUAUCUUUAUUUAGGCUAAAUUUUCACUGAACUUAGUUAUCUUUGCCUGAGAAAUGUGACCUAAAGUUAAAAUACCGAUAAACUGAAUAUUCUUCUUAGAUCCUGCCCAAUGCUCUAAUAAACUAAUAUUUAAUAUUUCUUAUUUCAUUUCUCAUCUUUUGGAAAUGAAUUAUGAAAGCACUUAGGUCAAUUUUAAAUGUACAUCACCUAUUUGGGAAAAUUUUUUUUAAUAUAUGGAGCAACCCUGUUUUCAUACAAAAUUUAAGUAAGAAGUAUUUUCAUAUCGUUCAUAUUUAUAUGUAGUGUGCUGGUUUUCUUUCUUUUCUUUUUUUUAAAUACCUGUGUUCCUGUAGUAAAACUGCUGUAAUGUAAAUACAUGUUUUGUUAAAAAAUGACAUUUCUUUGGCAUUUCUUUUAAAGGCAGUUACUGCAUUUGUACAGUAUGUGUCUUGGCCAUUUAAUUUUUUUUUUUCUUUAACAAUACCAAAGGUAAUUAGACGAUUUUAAAGACUAAUUGCUUGACAGUUUCUAGGAUAUUCUGAGUUUUAGAAGCAAAAAAACAAAAACAAACAAAAAAAAAGGUCAAACCAGUAAACCUCAUUUUUUUUUCAAACUAAUAAUUUGGGAAAAUAAAACUAUUGUUUAAAAAAGAAUAUAUAUAUAAAUAUAUGUAAAAUUAAAAUUCCAGACCUUGUAUGUCAGGUUUGCUCAGUGUAAUGUAGUUUUUUUAAGGCUCAAAUACCAUACCUCAGAAAAUGGGGUUUACUAUGGAAAUGCUGAAACAGUCUUUGCAGCUGUGUGACAAGUCACUCUUGCUAUAUACUGAUUUGGAGACCUCCGCUAAACAGGUUUAUCACUGCAGACUAAAAUGUGGGACUUGUAUUUUCUUUGUUUUUAAUGCACACCCAUACAUGCUUUUUGCAUGUAUGUGGUAAUGUGUAUAUGUGUAUGAAUGUUGUAUAUGCAUGUGUGAGUGUGUGUCUGUAUGUGUGUACAACUAAAGAAGCUGCAGAAACUUUGUAAUACUUUGUGAAAAGGAUUAUAUUAUAAAGGUUUGUACUGUCUGAGUGCACAGCUACUGGAAUAAAUUUAGGGAAUCUCAGGAACAAGCAUAUAAUUUGUCCAAGAUUUAUUUCUUCUCAGAAGUGUAAGUGCAGUUUUUAAUUCUGUAUAUUAUUUAAUAUUUUACCAAUAAAAUAAACUUCUGACAUAAAAAA